Molecule: messenger RNA, 2142 nt
Organism: Gaeumannomyces tritici R3-111a-1
Lineage: Eukaryota; Fungi; Ascomycota; Sordariomycetes; Magnaporthales; Magnaporthaceae
Exons: 3
Coding region: 190-1557 (455 amino acids)
Biological process (GO): positive regulation of translational fidelity
Cellular component (GO): mitochondrial small ribosomal subunit
Molecular function (GO): rRNA binding; structural constituent of ribosome
Source: RefSeq, a predicted model, not a curated record
GAAGCCGCGAGCUCACGUGAGGCACUCAAAGAGGGUCAAAAUUUUAGGAAGCCCGCUGCGACUAGCCAUGCACAAGGAGAGCGCGGCGGCAACCCCUCCCAACAGUACAGCCAAGUCCCGACUCCGGAAUCGUCCCGGCCUCUGCACCAGGCGCCGACGGUGCUUUUCACGGCGCCCACAUAGCCCAAAAUGAGAUUGAGGAGGUCAACGAGGCUGUACAGCCUGAAGCGCGCGCACGUGCGCCAAUCAUGGAACAAAUACAACCUCUACAACCUGGCCAAGCUCAGGAUCCACGAGAGGUCCCUGACCAGCAAGACCUUCUUCCAGCAAAAGUGGUUCGCCAAGGCGCGCAGCAGGGCCUACCACGGCGAGCACAUCCGGGAGUCCAAGUGGGAGCGCAUGUUUAGCCGCCGCUUCAACGCCGUCGUCGACAUGGACCCCCGCUACAUGGCUCAGCACGACGGCUCCGAGCAGGCGAGCGGCAGGGGGUCCGGCAAGCUGAGCCUGUGGGGGGACCAGCGGACCAACAGCAAGAACGGCGACAGGCCGACCCCGUACAUGCAGAUGGCCUAUGCGCCUCUCGAGAGGCGCCUGGACACGGCAAUCUUUAGGGCCAUGUUCGCCAGCAGCGCCAGGCAGGCCAAGCAGUUUGUUGUCCACGGCCGCGUCAAGGUCAAUGGCAAAAAGAUGCCACACCCUAGCUAUCUCUUGAACCCUGGCGAUAUGUUUCAGGUCGAUCCCGACAUGGUUCUGCUGGCAACCGGCAAGCAAAAGGGCAACUUGACCGAGCUUCAACGAAAACUGGGCAAAAAGGGCCCUUACAAGCCAAAAACGGAGGCGAAGGGGGAGGAGGGAGCGGAGGUGUCGGAGGAUGCUGCUGCCGAGGAGGGCGAGUUGGCCGAGGCCGCAGAGGCUGCGGAUCCCGAAGCCAAGGCCGAGGCCGAGGCAGCAGCAGUGAAGCAGAAGAAGGGCGACCUCAAGAAGCUCCUCGAAUCGGCCAAGUCCAUCAUCGAGAUGGACAGUAGCCUAGGCGUGAAGCGCAAGCAGAAGCUCCGCGCCUUCCAACAGGAGGUCAAGAAGGUCAUAUCCCAGUCGGGCCGCGCGUCCGUCACGUCGGACCAGAUCCCGGUCGAGCACCUAGCCGACGUGCUGAACCAGCUAUCCCUGGCGCCCAACAAUACCCCCGCCUCGCCCGAGGCGCCGCGGCCGAGGCCGGGGCCCUCGGAUGGCACCGCCGACGAGAUCGAGGCGGCGUUCGACGCCGUCAGCGACGAGAGGGGGCUGAGCAGGUCGGAGCGCAGGCGGUUCGAGCUCAUCAUGCAGGAGUACCGCGAGAACCCGCACGACGAGUCCAAGCCCUACCGCACCCCCUGGGAGCCCCGCCCCUGGAUGCCCCCCUUCGCCUUCAUCCCGAGGUACCUCGAGGUGAACCAGAACAUCUGCUCGGCCGUCUACCUGCGCCACCCCGUCGCGAGACAGGGCCACUCCGAGGUCCCGACGCCGUUCCCCGAGAUGCUGGGCCAGCUCAGCUUCAACUGGUACCUGCGGAGGAGAUGAUCGACCCGAUCUCUCAACUCCCCUCACCCCCCUUCCUUGUUUCUUAUCUUUUUUGGAAACCACACCGCACCUCACGCGCCCUGCAGCUGUUGCUUUGCCGGCUCUGUGCCCCCUAGCGUGUGUCGUGACGUAGAUAUCCACCGUCCAAGACUCCAAUGUGUCGUGUAUAUAUAAUAUCUCCGCCCGACAGGUGGUUCCGGGGAAAAAAUGCGCCGCGUCCGCAUGUAGAUGUACCUGUAUUACAAUGGAUUUAGCCGAUUCCGGUGAUGAUUACACCAGCCAUCGUCGCAAGUUUCACACAAACAACAUUGCCCAGUGUCUUUUGGGGGCAUAGGGAUAUCACCAAGACUUCCGAGGAUACUGUCUGUGUAUACCAUGGCAGCACCCCGAACGACCAGAUUGUAGAGGCGGAAUAUCAGGGGCACAUCCAAGUCAAGACACCAGGAGUGAUGUGAAACAUCGUUUUGCAUUCAGACAAGAAAAGCUAUGAGAACUAAGGAAAUUAGAGGGGGCAAAAUGGGUAGAAGUCCGCAAAAACCAAGGAAAAGUGUGGUAUGGCAAUUGCCAGGCUCACCACCCACGUUG